AUGACAGACCCGACACUCCCACAUGACCACACCGCCGACCAUUGUCAAUGCCUCUACCUGUUAAGGGUCCUGCAGCCUCUGGGAUUGCGCCAGGGCAUCUUUACCUUCGUCAACUUCAAGUGCAACGGGUGUGGAUACCAUUAUAUUUUCCCAAAGUGGUACCAGCGCAUCGUCCGCCGCUCGCCCGCGCUUUCAGCUGGUACUAGCUCUCGCCAGCAGAUCGCUCGUCCCUCCUCUCGUACUAGACUGAGGGUGCUGCGCGAGCCGCUGGGUCACGCUCGGGGCAGGGGCAAAUGGUCAGCCACAAUUUACUUACUAUAUAACGUGUGGUUUGCGGCUGAUCUCUAUUAUUUGGCCAACGAUCACGUGACCAGGAUCGCCGCACAGAUCUGCCGCACUGUGAUCGCCGCACUUUCGUAUUCAGAGAUGUCCUCUGCACCUCUGCGAUAA
Messenger RNA from Laccaria bicolor S238N-H82, 450 nucleotides. RefSeq lists its product as uncharacterized. NCBI's taxonomy places the organism in Eukaryota, Fungi, Basidiomycota, Agaricomycetes, Agaricales, Hydnangiaceae. The record is from RefSeq and is a predicted model, not a curated record. The transcript is spliced from 5 exons. Bases 1 to 450 code for a protein of 149 amino acids.